CUUCCACAGCUUGUGUCUAACUGGAUCGCUUUCAUCUGUGUGAACACGGUUGGAAUAUUUGUCCACAUCCUAAUGGAACAUGCGCAAAGAAGGGCUUUCUUGGACACUCGGAACUGUAUUAACACUCGACUUGAGAUGGAGGAUGAAAACGAAAAGCUGGAACGUCUUCUGCUGAGUGUUCUUCCCCAGCAUGUUGCCAUGGAGAUGAAAGAAGAUAUUAUCAGUCCUCGUGAAGGGCAAUUUCACAAGAUCUAUAUCCAGAGACACGAGAAUGUGAGUAUUCUGUUUGCAGACAUUGUUGGAUUCACAGUUUUAGCUUCUCAGUGUUCAGCUCAAGAACUGGUUCGCUUACUGAACGAACUGUUUGGAAGGUUUGACCAGCUGGCCAGUGACAACCACUGCCUAAGGAUCAAACUUCUUGGAGAUUGCUAUUACUGCGUUAGUGGACUUCCCGAGCCCAGGUCAGAUCAUGCUCAGUGUUGCGUGGAGAUGGGACUAGACAUGAUCGACGCUAUAGCAUCAGUAGUGGAGACUACGGACGUUCAAUUGAACAUGCGCGUUGGAAUCCAUACUGGUCGAGUACUCUGUGGUGUCUUAGGCUUGAGAAAAUGGCAGUAUGAUGUAUGGAGUAAUGAUGUUACAUUAGCUAAUAACAUGGAGGCUGGGGGAGAACCUGGGCGGGUUCACAUCACCCAAGCCACACUGGAUUUUCUACGAAGUGAAUACGAAGUAGUGCCAGGUUAUGGAGGCAGCCGGAACUCCUACUUAAGGGAGCAAAAUAUCCAAACCUACUUUAUCAUCCCACCUCCUUCACGAAGAAAGAUGUUUCUACUCAAAACGUUACAAGUGCGCCACCUAAGGGGACCAGGAGGCAAAAGGAAGUUGUCCUUUAAGAAUGUAUCUAAUGUGGUACUUCAACUGAUACACUCUAUCAAGUUUAACGUGGAUGUUCCGUUCUCGAAUAUAACUGCUGCUCAGCCACAGGCUGAAAAACCGGUGGUGAAAAAGCCAAAGAUGACAGAUAUGUUUCGAAAACCUUUCAAAAGGAGACACUCUGCUGAUUAUCAUCAACCAACCAAUCGAGUCAACAAGUAUUUGGCACAGGCCAUUGAAGCCAGAAGCGUGGACAUGGAAAAAGCCACACAUGUGAAUGUUGUCACGCUUUGUUUCAAAGACAAACGAAAGGAAAUGCAGUUCCAUGAAGAGAAAGAUCACGGUUUUGGAAACAGCGUGACCUCCUGCUUAGCUGUGUUGCUAUGUUUGGGAUGCGUUCAAGCUAUUGUAUUACCAAGAACUAUUGUGCUGGUUGUACUGUUUUUAACUGCAUUUAUAUGGAUGACCGUUAUCCUUGGCCUGGUGUUGGCUGCAAAAUCUAAGGUCAUAACAUGGGACGUUAGAAAAUCUUUUAUUUCCAGACUAGCCGCUACGGUUUUCGCCGUGAUCUUGAUAUACGCAGUUGCUCAAGCAAACGUGUUCUCGUGUGUUGCUGAGCCUGUUUGUGCGGAAACCACAUCAAAUGUCACACAAGCUCCACUGUAUGUUGACCAUCGGUCAUGUCCACUACCCCAGUACAUUGUCAUCAGCUGCUGUCUUGCUUUCCUUCCCAUAGUUGUAUUUCUUAAACUAUCCAUUCUCCUCAAGGGGGCGCUGCUCUUACCUAUGACUAUAAUCUACUGUCUGAUUACUGAGUUAACACAUGCUCCACUCUUUGACUGUUACGACGUGCGAUUAAGACCAGCCGUUCCGUUACAUAUAUUUGGACUCGUGGCCAUUGGUCAGUUUUUGCUGGCUGUAUUGGUACAAGGCCGCCAGGUUGAAUGGACAGCAAGAUUGGACUUUUUAUGGAAUGUACAGGCUAACGAAGAAAAGCAUGAGAUGCACCAAUUGCAGAAUAAUAACCGACGUAUUCUGUUCAACCUUUUACCGGCGCAUGUAGCAAUGCAUUUUCUAAACAAUCAGCUAAAAAAUAAUAUGGAACUUUAUCAUCAGUCUUAUGCCAAAGUUGGCGUCAUGUUUGCCUCCAUACCAAACUACCACGAGUUUUACAUGGAACUCAAUGCUAAUAACCAAGGUGUGGAAUGUUUAAGGCUUCUGAAUGAAAUUAUCGUCGACUUUGACGAGCUCUUAGAUGAUGAGAGAUUCAAAACUAUCGACAAGAUUAAAACAAUCGGAAGUACCUAUAUGGCCACGAUUGGUCUUAUACCAGAUUGUCGCAUUUCUGAGGACAACAACGUUGAAGCGGCAAAGUAUAUCAGUAACUUAGUGGAACUGGUAUUUGCCAUGAGAGACAGACUCGCGGAUAUAAAUGAAAAUUCUUAUAAUAACUUUAUGCUACGCGUAGGUAUCAAUGUAGGACCUGUCGUAGCAGGGGUCAUUGGAGCAAGAAAGCCGCAGUAUGAUAUCUGGGGUAAUACCGUUAACGUAGCCAGUAGGAUGGACAGUACUGGUUUACCGAACCACACACAGGUGACGGAAGAUGUCUAUGUGCUACUGAAAGAUUACCCAUACGUGUUCCAGUGUAGAGGUCGUGUAAAGGUUAAAGGAAAAGGAGAUAUGACCACCUACUUUCUAAUUGGUAGAAAAUCGCCUGAAGCGAAAUCACCGACCAGUAGUUCCCCAGAGCGUUCAGAAGACCCAGAGGGGCAUCACAGAGAGAAUCCUUCUUCGCUACACCAGUUAUCUAACAGUAGUAGACAUAACAGUGAAUGGGGGAGUAUGUCGAAUGAUGGUGGAGACAGUGCUCUUAAAACCAGGAAAGUGCACAAAAAUCACGAAUUAGAAACAAUAAAACAGGAAAGCCCCAAUGGUCAUUCGGUUUCGUCCAUGCAGUCGGUUGUUGAUUUCCAAGAACUGAAAUUUCAUAACUAUGCAUUUCAAUCUAACUCCUGCUCUUUUUCGAAAACUUGUCCUAUCUUUCGUCUUUCGGAGGUUCUCUCUCUAUCUGAAUCAUUACUAGAUAUUCGGAAUUCCUGUUUGGCUACUGGCCAGAAUUCCGUUGCAGUUUCUUUUGCCAGGAAGACCGGUAUCAAAAGCAUAUUCCUUCAAAAAAGUAGCACCGACUUUUCUAAGCUGACUCAAGUUCUUCAACUUAUUAAAUAUGGGUCACAUAUACAAGAAUCCUGGGAAUAUUCUGAAGUCGUAUAUUUCUCUUUUGACCACUCUAUUGCUAUUUAUUCAAUGAACCAUGCAAUUAUUGACAUUGCGUUAGUAUUUCAUGGAUAUUUUAUUCGUGAAAUUUCCCGCUUAAUUUCUGAACAAGAGAACAACUUAUCAUUAACAAGUAACGUGAAUUUCAACAAAAUAGAUAAGAAAAACAUAUUCGUUUUAGGUUUCAAAAGCAAGAAUGAUUUGGCUCAAAAAAUUUCCACCGAAACAGUACUUUCAGAAAUUUAUCAGAAACGUUUAAUAGAACCGGAUUGUCUAAGAAAAGGAAAUUUCAACAUUUUAAAAUUAAAUAAAUGUUCAUAUCUGUCUGAACAGAAACAAGAGAUUGCCCUCUCUCUUAUCACAAACAAAACUCUCUCAACUGAAAGUUGGACAAACAUUAACUAUAAUUUACUGAAUCGGGUGAAUAAAAAUACCAUAAACAUUCAGCCAUUCUUAGAAAAGUUAAGCAGCUUUCUUUACGUGACAAAAUUCGAAGUUUCUCAUGAGUUAUACAUUAUUAAUGUGACUCAGUUUCACUCAUGCAACAUAACUCUUUACCCUAUAUUUGAUUUACAUGAUAAAACUUUAGCACCAAAUAAACAUUCUGGUCAUCUACCAGACACAAAAAUUGGGAGUUUACUGAUAUAUGGAUUUCUCUUGAACACAAUCAGUUCCUUGUGCAGAUCUGAUAAGAAUAUAAAGGAGAACAUUGAAAGGCACAAAUUUGAUGCAUCAAAUACUUUAACACAUAAAAAAGGAAAUAAAAAAGUCCUGGUAUGUGACAGAAAUGGCAUGCCUAAAAGCUUUGGAUCUAACAGUGAAUACAUCAAAGAUAACAGAUGUGAAAAUGACGUUUCUCACACAAAUCUUGGUAAUGAAUACUCUAGGUUUAAAAAUGACGUUUUGACUUCAGAAACAUUCGCUAUUGAAAAAAAACGAGGGUUUGCCUAUACAGAUUAUUUUAUCAGUGGUUGCUACUCGAUUAGCAUCGCUUACAGUGAUGGUUCUGUCUGGUCACAGUGUCAUCAAGCUAAGGAUAACAAGCUUCGCUAACAUUUCUUGUCUUACAGGAGGGCUACUGUUAAAAAUAGACAAACAUUACCGAAAUGUUUUAACAACUCACGACAUCUACUUUGUAAAUUUGAAAGAGCUGUUAUUUAAUUUUGCCGAAACUCAUUUGCCAAAUUUACUUUAUGUGAUACGUACUUGCUUUUGGAUUUCAGAAAUGCUGUUUACGUCUUUUUACUAAUAUCUUAUUCUCAGCAUUUACCUUGAUGUUUGGUGCCAUAUUUUAGAUUAAACGUAAAAUAGAUAUUAGCUUCGUGACAGAACAAGCAUAGAAUUCAGUAAACUAUGAAGUGAGCUUCUUACUGGUGUUCAGAUGCCGGGAACUGUGGUUUAGAUCGAAACUACAAUACAUAUUUUACAGUUAUAGCUUGGAGCUGUGUAAUGAACUCACUGAUGUAAUGUAACAAAUAUUAUGAUUUUUGGCUUUGUGAAAAAGACCAUUUGUGUUCUGGUGGUCUAUUCAAUGAUGACGCAUGUUCUAUGUUAGAGAAACUGAUGACUCUAAUCUAUUGAUUUGCAACUCAAUAGACCUGUGGAAUCUUUUUUCAAACGCCUUCUUUCGUGAUGUUUGGACAAAAAAAAUAAGUUAGCGUAAUAGGUUCGUUUAGUCUAGUGCCAUAGGUCAUCAAUUUUGGCAACUGAUGAUUUGUUAUAUUUAAAAUCUUUACAUUUAAUAUUAGUAGAUUAGCAUGUCUAUGUAUAAUGGCAUUACCCCUAGUACUUUGGUAACGAAAUUAAUCAAUAAAAACAUAAUAGCGUAGAGCUUAGCGGAUAGGCUUAGAACACAGAAUUUGUUAGAUAUAACUUAAGAAGAAUCGCUUUUUAACACUAAUUUCUUCAAUCGAAAAGGAGUGUUAGUUGGCUGUAUUACAAAUAUCUACAUUCAUUUUUUUUUAAGUAACACCAUUUAUAGCAUCUUUAUGCUCGUGGGCCAGUUUAUUACCUAGAUGGUAGUCUGGGGGCUUAAACUAUAUAACCAGGUAAAGUACUUUCAGAAUUUGAUUAUAAUUCCUACCGUCUACUAUAGACCCUCAGUUAAUUAUAUGACUUUUAAUAAAUAGCUGAGUUAACAUUUAAACAUUCUUAGAACCGUUACGGAACUGGUUCGCUUGAUAUAGGUUUCGUUUUCCAUUUCUAUUUUGCCACUUUGGCAAAAUAAAGUAUAAUUUAAAAAAAAAUAGGGGUCGAAUAAAAUCCCUUCGCGGGCUGCCAAUUUGUCCCUCUAUGGUGUAUUGGUGAAUGAGAUAACAGCGUGAAAAAUGGUUUCAUGCUUUUAACCUAAAAGCUUGUUUGUUUGUAAUUAAGCACAAUGGGCUAUCUGUGCUCUGCCCACCACGGGUAUCGAAACCCGGU
Molecule: messenger RNA, 5568 nt
Organism: Limulus polyphemus (Atlantic horseshoe crab)
Lineage: Eukaryota; Metazoa; Arthropoda; Merostomata; Xiphosura; Limulidae
Product: Ca(2+)/calmodulin-responsive adenylate cyclase-like
Exons: 20
Biological process (GO): adenylate cyclase-activating G protein-coupled receptor signaling pathway; cAMP biosynthetic process; intracellular signal transduction
Cellular component (GO): plasma membrane
Molecular function (GO): adenylate cyclase activity
Source: RefSeq, a predicted model, not a curated record